AUGUCUUCGUGUGGACUCCUCGUGAAGGGUGAGGUCCUCGGCAACUCGAACAAGCCGGCGCGCAUCUCCCUGGGGUUCCGAGUCUGCGGAUCGUACUUGUACUUCGUGUCGUACGUGCUGCUUCCCGGGCCGUCCCUGGAGGCUCUGCCGCCCUUCCAAGAGUUUUCCGGUCCCGUCGUGUUCCCUGCGGCUGCAGCAGCUGCAGCCGCAGCCGCCGGGGGGGCCGCAGCGGGCGGUGCUAAGCCAUGCAACCCCAAGGGCACCAUUCUCGAUGCCCUUCGCAGUACGCCGGACCUGUCGUACAUGCUCAGCGCCAUUGACACGCCCCGCCUUACGCUGCUGUUCAACAACGCCUCCACUGAGCUGACCUUGCUGGCUCCCAACGAUGAGGCCUGGCGUGAAGGUGCCCUUCGCAUGAACCUGGGCACGCCCGAGGACAUUCUGGGUCAGAGUUGGAACAAUCUGCGCGCACUGGUAUGGGCUCACACCAUCGCCCAGAAUCUGCCGCCAACGAAGCUCCAGUCCCAGCUGUACACCACGAUGGGUCCCAGCGCAGGCCCCGUCUCCGUCACUGUGUCGUCCGACAGCAUCACGGUGACAAACGCAAACACCGCGGACGCCCGUGUGGUAGCCAUGGGGCUGGGGGACGCCUGCACGGGCUCCCUGUACAUUCUAAACCGCAUGCUACUGCCGCAGCAACUGCCGGAACCGCUCAAGGUGCUACCGGUGCCGAGCGACAAGAAGAAGUGA
Molecule: messenger RNA, 750 nt
Organism: Volvox carteri f. nagariensis
Lineage: Eukaryota; Viridiplantae; Chlorophyta; Chlorophyceae; Chlamydomonadales; Volvocaceae
Exons: 4
Coding region: 1-750 (249 amino acids)
Source: RefSeq, a predicted model, not a curated record